Messenger RNA from Athalia rosae (coleseed sawfly), 3359 nucleotides. RefSeq names its product histone H5-like. NCBI's taxonomy places the organism in Eukaryota, Metazoa, Arthropoda, Insecta, Hymenoptera, Athaliidae. Gene Ontology annotation, molecular function: DNA binding. Gene Ontology annotation, biological process: nucleosome assembly. Gene Ontology annotation, cellular component: nucleosome. The transcript has 4 exons. Bases 2341 to 2964 code for a protein of 207 amino acids. The record is from RefSeq and is a predicted model, not a curated record.
UUGAAUUAUUUUUUUUCUCCGUCUGGUCAUAAAAUAGCCAUGUGCGAAGGUUGGAAAGUUCCGGUAUCAGGCGUUACGAGCCGUACACUACGCUCAUGAAUUUAUGGCACUUGUAAGUGCUACGGAUUCCAUCAAAUUUUAUAUGAUACGUAUACUCCGUAAUAAAUAAUAUUAGAUGGUAAAAUUUGCAUAUGACAUUCAGCCGUAACGAGUAAGUGUGUCAUCUAUACAAAUACGGAUGGUUCUUCUAGAAAAAAGAAAUAAAAUAAAAAAAAAAAAUAAAAAAAAAAAGAAUUGAGUCGAUUAAAAUGGUUGAAAAAGUGAUUUACGGCCAGAAAUAUGUAUUAAUGGAGUGAGCGGCCGUGUGUUAAAAUCCGAGAGACUGGAUGCCCUAUUAGCUUAUCGGAAAUCUGCAGAAUUUCUGGGCGUAUGCACACGAUGGGUACACAAGUUGCACGGAAAAAAGGUGGACUCAAAAUCGCGGCAUUCAAGGUUUUCAAAAAACUGAAAAUCACCGAGCAUUCAAAUAUUAGGUCAAAUUUAAUUCAUCGAGUCUGCGCUAUGACGACGGCGAUCCUCCUUAUCAAUGGAUCCAUAUUCAUCUUCAUCUUCGACGACCGUCAAGCCGAAUUCCUACGCUCACGCGCCGAUGAGAUAUUAAAAUGUUAAUACGACCCACAAAGAAUUUUCAGUUUCGGCGUCGAAAACAAAUGUCGAAAUUUUCUCGUGAAUUAAAAUAAUAAAAAUAUAAUAAAUAAAUAGAUAAAUAAAUAAAUAACGAACGAACGAACGAACGUCGUUCGACUAGAGCAAUCUAAUGCAAGAGUUACGCCAGUAUGGUGGUCGUCAUUAUGGUCGCGUAACAUUUUUGACAGCGAAUGACCAGGUAUACAUGUAUAUCUGUAUAUAUUGUGCGUAAGUUUCUAGCUAUAUAUAUACGCAGGUGUCGUCGGGAUUCAAGAAGACGGACACAAUAUAUUCCACCGCGUCCGUUACGACCGUGAUUUUUGUCACUCGAACAAAUCCAGAAUUUCUAUGCUCAUUUUGUGCGAUAUGCGUCAAGUUUCACAGAGAUAUUUGUAGAGCCGUAAUAAAUUCAGAGAAAAAGGACGGAAGAAAAAACUAACGUACGAAAUAAUAACGAUGUUGAUACAAGCUGUACGAAAAAGGGAAGAGGAAAAAAAAACAGAAAAAAGAAAAAAAAGAAAAAAUUGUACACGAAUUUUACAUGCGGCGAGCGAAAUUUCAUCCGGUUGAAAAAUAUAACAACUCGGACGGUGUAACAAAUUGGUGGAAGCGAUCGCUAAUGGCUAUACUUAUGCGAACGUUAUUAAUGGACGAUAAAGUAAGGCACGUCAACGGGGUAGGAACAUAACGAGACACGGGGGGGCCCCGAAUGAAAACGUGGAAGUGAAAAGGUCCCCGCUAUAUAUUAUUUCGCUGCUCCCGAGGACCGGGUGGAUUGCAUAAAGGCCGCGGAGAUUUCGAAACCGGAAACUGACGCCGUUUUUACGCGGUUAUGCCCCGCCUGAGUUUUGCCACCGUGCACGUGUACUCGUUAUAUGUAUAAUGCUCGGUGCCCGCUUCUACAUAAAUUGUUACAUAUUAUAUCGUACGAUGUGGAGCGUCGCUCCGUUACGCAAAAUACACGACCGGAGCUGCGAUGUGUAACUCUUAGUUUUUUCUGAAGUUUUGAAAUUUUUACGGGCACCAGAUCUCCGUAAGAGUUGGCAGCGCUGAUGCUGCUGCAGUUGAAAUUUUUGCUUGAAAUCCAUCCCGAAGGUAUAACCGGGCAUUUUUUGCGAUAAAAUUAUGAAAGGAAUAUUCCGCAGAACUUUUUCCGUUUUUUGGGUAGGCUCCGUACUUUUUUUUGUCAAAAUUAUUACGGGAUUCGAAAGUCGAAAAUUACUGGAGAAUGAACGGAGGAAGCGGCGUCAAUCUUGUUUUUUUUUUUUUUUCUGUGGCAAAAAAUGUCUGGAGAUGAUCGCAGCGAGUCGACGAUCGCACCCCAGGGGUAGCGGAGUUUCUGUGGAAAAAAUAAAAACUGGCGAAAGAUGAAGGGCGAAACAAUGAAAAUAAGGGAAAGUCGUUGCCAGGAUGUUGUUGAUAAAGAAAGGAAUUUUCAUCAGUCGCGACAUCAAACUCGGCGAGAACGUUCGUUAAAAAUAAGAACAAAAAAAUCUUUUUUUUAUUUUUAUACUUAAAUUCUUUGCCGAAACGACAAAUCUACAUCACAAGACACGCCCUGAUGCCAUGUAGAAGUUUGGAAAUUUCAAUAUAAGAACCGAUGCGCGUAUUUUGACUCUAUAGAAAACCCUCCUUUGGUGAAAUUUCGAAAAAAUGGUAGCGAAAAAAGGACCUCGAAGUACUACGAGCGCACUGGUCGUCUCGGCUAUCCGGAAGUUGCGGGAUGUCCAGGGAACCAGUUCCCGGGAAAUCGUGAAUUUCAUAUCCUCAAAGUACGAAGUCGAAGCUCCGAAACUCAAGCGCCAUGUCCAGAUGGCCCUCCGGCGUGGAAUAUCCUACGGGAUUAUCCACAAAGCGAAGGGAGGUUACUCGCUGUCGAAUCCCAAGGAAUUCUCCUUGAGUUGCGACUCCCUCGUUGAUCGCAGCAGGGGAGGACGAUGUGGGCACAAGAAGCGCAGGAGGAGCAGGAGGAGCAGGGGAUGCCGACCGAAGAAAUCGAGGUGCGCCAAGAAACGCCGGAGGAUGAGGUGCGCGAAGAAACGUCCCAGCUGCAGGAGGAAGGCGAAGAAACGCUGCGGUGGUCGGAAACACGCGACCGGUGAGGACGAGAUGGACCAGAUGGUGAUGUCUUUGGGACGCAGCGUUCAUAGAAAAUCCGGGAGAAUCGGACGUAGCAAAUUCCAGGAUCGAAGCAGAACCAGGAGCAAAAGCCCCAGCGACCGCUCUUCGAUAAUGUCAUCCACGGAGAGUACGCCGCUGGACAACCCCACGCAGUAGUAGACGGAAACGAAAAUAGAAAAAUUCAACCCUCGAUCGGCUGCUCGGAUUUAGCCCAGGGAUUCUUCGGAUUAAAUCCGUCCAGUCGAUGAGAUUUUCGUGCUGCGAGGUUGAGCCGAUGGCGAAACCGUUCUUCUCGACGAGCCUGUGAAUUGUUCUGCGCGACGCCCAUAUUCCCUCCGGAAUGUAGCUGCGGAAGAGCAACGCGUCAAAAUUUCAAACAUACGUACCAUUUUUUUUUUUUCCUUUGCUAAUCAUUAACUAUACAGAGAUGUCGUCGACCGUUUUGAUUUUUACAAAUAUUUUUAUAUCCCCGUGUAUUUGGUAUAUUUCAAUGUUAUUUUUUAUCGUCCACAUAUUCAGUUUGUAAUAAAAUCAUGCGAUUCCAUAAUCGA